ACAUUUUUCCUGGAUUUGCACUCACCUGAGGUGCAUUAUCAGAAGCUGCAGUGAAAAGACCUGGUGGAUUUUAAAUCAAACAGCACAAUUUGAAAUAUCUUGAUUUUGUAAAUCACAACCAGUUGGUAAACCCAAAUGAUUAUUUGCAGAUACUACAUCCCUUAAUCUUAAUGCCGUUAGUCAAUAAUAGGUGGUAACUUUAGUGAAGCAAUCUGUUUUCUUCCCUGAAAUUGACAGGUUUUGAUUUGUCUUCACAGCUGUGGUUCAAACAACUGAUGUUGAGCUUCAGGAUGUUGUACACUUUCGGCUAUUCCUUGUCGCUGUUUACGCUCAUAACGGCUCUUAUUAUUCUUAUGAGCUUGAGGAAUCUGCGUUGCACCAGGAACUACAUUCAUGCCAACCUCUUCCUGUCUCUCAUCCUGCGAGCUGUAUCGGUCAUUAUUAAAGACACCAUGCUUGACCGCCACUGGGGAAGAGAAAUCAUGAAACAAACUGAUGUAAAGGACAUGCUCAGUGACGAGGCUGCUAUUGGCUGCAGGAUAGCUCAGGUAGUGAUGCAGUACUGUGUCCUGGCCAAUCACUAUUGGUUCUUUGGAGAGGCCAUUUAUUUGUACUCUGUGCUUAUUGCCUCAGUGUUCAUCGACAACAACAAAUACUUACCUUACAUCUGUCUUGGCUGGGGAACUCCACUUCUUUUUGUGGUUCCAUGGGUGGUGAUGAAGCAAUUGAAAGAAAACAAAGAGUGUUGGGCUGUCAAUUCCAACAUGAACUACUGGUGGAUCAUACGUUUCCCCAUCCUUCUUGUUUCACUAAUCAACUUUCUGAUUUUCAUCAAGAUCUUGAAAGUCGUUCUUUCAAAAUUACGAGCCAGCAGCCAAAGCAGAUUUGCGGAUUACAAACUCAGGCUUGCCAAGGCAACACUCACCCUCAUCCCUCUGUUUGGCGUUCAUGAGAUCAUUUUCAUCUUUGCAACAGAUGAGCAGACAUCAGGUGUUCUGCGAUACAUUAAAGUCUUCUUCACCCUUUUUCUCAAUUCAUUUCAGGGCUUUCUGGUGGCUGUGCUUUACUGCUAUGCCAAUAAAGAGGUUAGGACAGAGCUGAAGAGGAAGUUUCGCAGCUGGAGGAUAGAGGCUGAGGUUGUUUGCUGUGGACAGUGACUAGCUGUUUUUGGCUCUCGUGUGGAAACGUUCUCCAACGCCAAAGUGACAGAGCGCAACAGAUCCUCCGUAACGACCAUAAGAGCAAUGACUGAUGGUUCACCGACUCCUGAGAGUUCACUUCUUUCUAGAUGCCAACUUCAACCAACUUCACCACAGCCUAAAGCUUCUUUGCUGCAGAAUCCAUCAGUGGAGAAUCGAGACAAUUCUAUGCAGCAUUUGGACCAGGAGGACAUUGGACAAUCGUCAGUGGCAAUGCAGGUGUCCUUCCUCAUUCACCUUCAAGACCCUGUGGAGUCACUCCCAAAUGCUGUAAAUAUGGACUCAGAUUGAAUAUGUUUUGGCAUUGACUGUACAUUUUAAGAUGAUAUUUGGUCUGUUGUGACUUGUGAAUACUUAAAAUUGUGAAUAAGUAAUUGUUAUAUGAGUUGUACAAUUGUGAACUUGUGAUUAUUUAAGACUUGACUAUCUUUCAUACAAAUGGAGUAUAGAAAUUAAACGUAUAUUUGUUUACACUAAA
Gymnodraco acuticeps is the source of this 1677-nucleotide messenger RNA. RefSeq names its product glucagon receptor-like. Gene Ontology annotation, cellular component: plasma membrane. The transcript is spliced from 9 exons. NCBI's taxonomy places the organism in Eukaryota, Metazoa, Chordata, Actinopteri, Perciformes, Bathydraconidae. Gene Ontology annotation, biological process: cell surface receptor signaling pathway; adenylate cyclase-modulating G protein-coupled receptor signaling pathway. The record is from RefSeq and is a predicted model, not a curated record. Gene Ontology annotation, molecular function: peptide hormone binding; G protein-coupled peptide receptor activity. The coding region runs from base 276 to 1157 and encodes 293 amino acids.